AUGAAAUUAAAUUGUAAAAUUUUUUCUUUAUUAAUAAUUUUAUUAUUAACCACAAAUAAUUAUUUCCAAUGUUCAUCAUUUUUUGUUAAUAGUCAACCUUCAAAAAAAUUUGAUUGUUCUGGUGUAUCUUGUCAAAAAUUAAAAUGUAAAGAAAAUGAAGUUCAAUAUAGAUGGAGAGCAAUGCCAAUUAAUUCUGAUAUGUGUUGUCCAGUUUGUAAAAUAAAUUGUGAUUUAGUUGAAUGUACAGAUGAAAAAUGUGAAAAUGGUACUUUCUCUAUUAUGACUGAAUUAGGUUGUUGUUCAACUUGUGUAAAUGAUUGUUCAAUAUAUGAAUGUCCACCAAUUCAAUGCCCAAAUGGUGCUCCAAUUAAGAAAUCAACUUCAUGUUGCCCUGAAUGUCCUUAA
Molecule: messenger RNA, 405 nt
Organism: Dictyostelium discoideum AX4
Lineage: Eukaryota; Evosea; Eumycetozoa; Dictyosteliales; Dictyosteliaceae
Exons: 1
Coding region: 1-405 (134 amino acids)
Source: RefSeq, a predicted model, not a curated record